This is a messenger RNA of Enhydra lutris kenyoni (northern sea otter), 942 nucleotides long. RefSeq names its product olfactory receptor 10Z1. Gene Ontology annotation, biological process: G protein-coupled receptor signaling pathway. The transcript has a single exon. Gene Ontology annotation, molecular function: G protein-coupled receptor activity; olfactory receptor activity. The coding region runs from base 1 to 942 and encodes 313 amino acids. Gene Ontology annotation, cellular component: membrane. NCBI's taxonomy places the organism in Eukaryota, Metazoa, Chordata, Mammalia, Carnivora, Mustelidae. The record is from RefSeq and is a predicted model, not a curated record.
AUGGGCCAGGCCAAUGCAACCGCCUGGAAGGGUUUUGUGUUCCUGGGCUUCUCCAGCUUUGGGGAGCUGCAGCUCCUGCUCUUUGCCCUCUUCCUGCUUCUGUAUCUUGCUACCCUGACCGCCAAUGUCUUCAUUAUCGUGGUCAUCAGGCUGGACAGCCACCUGCACACCCCCAUGUACCUCUUCCUCUCCUUCCUGUCUUUCUCCGAGACCUGCUACACGUUGGGCAUCAUUCCUCGGAUGCUGUCCAGCCUGGUCAUGGGGGGCCAGGCCAUCUCCUAUGCGGGCUGUGCUGCCCAGAUGUUCUUCUCUGCUUCCUGGGCCUGCACCGACUGCUUCCUUCUGGCUGUCAUGGGCUUCGACAGGUAUGUGGCCAUCUGUGUCCCGCUGCACUAUGCCAGCCGUAUGAGCCCUGCCUUUUGCUCCCAGCUGGUCGGCACCUCCUUCUUCAGCGGGUACCUCUUCGGGCUGGGAAUGACACUCGUCAUUUUCCGCCUCCCAUUCUGCAGCUCCCAUGCGAUCCAGCAUUUUUUUUGUGACACGCCUCCCGUGCUGAGCCUAGCUUGUGGGGACACAGGCCCGAGUGAACUGGGCAUCCUUACCCUCAGCCUGCUGGUGCUCCUUGUGUCUUUCUCCCUCAUCACCGUCUCCUACGCCCACAUUCUGAUGGCAAUCCUGAGGAUCCCAUCCGCUGAGGGCCGGAAGAAGGCCUUCUCCACCUGUGCCUCGCACCUCGUGGUGGUCGUCAUCCACUACGGCUGCGCCUCCUUCAUGUACUUGAGGCCCAAAGCCAGUUACUCCCUGGAGCGGGACCAGCUCAUCGCGGUCACCUACACCGUGGUGACCCCCCUACUCAACCCCAUCGUUUAUAGUCUGAGGAAUCGGGCCGUGCAGACGGCCCUGAGAAGUGCCUUCCAAGGGAGAUUGCUUCUUAGAGGAUGA